Molecule: messenger RNA, 1726 nt
Organism: Tilletiaria anomala UBC 951
Lineage: Eukaryota; Fungi; Basidiomycota; Exobasidiomycetes; Georgefischeriales; Tilletiariaceae
Exons: 5
Coding region: 270-1427 (385 amino acids)
Molecular function (GO): protein binding
Source: RefSeq, a predicted model, not a curated record
GAGAAAACGAGAGAGGCCGAGAGAGAGAAUCUCCAUCUCUUUGGGGUUGGGUUUCUGAUUCAAUCAUUCGUCGACCGAGCUCUCAUUAAUUUUGAUCUAUUGCAUUCUACAGCCUACCAUCGCCUCACUCACACACGUCCUGCUUUCCUCCAUAGAAGGUCAAACACCACGCUGCUCGCAUCUGGUUCUGCGCUACAGAUUGAGAGCCUUGUAAACGAAUUCAGGGAGGCGCAGUCGGCGCUAUUUCGACCCGGCCACCGUUGUCCGCGAUGCUGAUGCCCUCGAACGGGGUUCCACACACUAGCAGCGCUGCGAGCGAAGCCGGCAGCACCUCCACUGCAGCUCCGACUACUUCUGCUGGCGGUACAUCUGAUAGAGGCCACGAGACCGCCACGGCGGCCACAUCAGCAGCAACAUCCUCCCAUUCGCCCAUACAAUCCCAAGCCAGCUUCUUUACAGCAGGGAGCAGUAGCGGCGGCGGCGCCGUUGGAGGCACUGCGAAUCAACCAGGCGCCGAUGCUCUGCUUCAGCAUGUUUACCAGAAUGGAUUCUGCAACGCACAGUGGCACGAUUGCAUUCUCCACUUUCACAGCGUAAACGGGUUCACUCGCAUGUUCCACCUCCACACACUCCUCCUUGCUCGCUCUCCAUACCUCCGCCAACUUUUGAUGAGCACACAUCGAAGAGAGAUUGGCCUCCAACUCGAUGACCCGCACAUCACCGAGGACGCCAUCUCCAUCUGCCUGGGCCACCUCUAUGGCGGGCCAUCCUCCUCGCUCAUCACACCCGAGAAUGCACUAGCCGUUCUGGCAGCUGCGUUCUACCUGCAGCUCGACGAGUUGUGCCAAGCAGCCCACGCGAUUUGCAAGCAGAGCAUCACAGCCGACAACGUGCAGAGCUACAUCGCCUUCUCACGCGCCACGACCCAACACCCUCGCUUGUCGUCCUUUUCCACUACAAGCUCACCAGCUUUCGGCGACGUCAACAACAGCAGUGCGUCGCACUCGCCGAACGGGUCCAUCGCCUCGUCCUCCACAGCCCCGCCCCGGUACGGUGCAUACAGCGAGGACCUGAAUCGAACCACGACGGAAUUCCUGGCGCGGGCACUACCGGUGGAGACUGGCGCAUUUUCCGUGCCGCCGGUACCGGGGGCACAGGAGCGCUUGAUAGGUAUCUACUCGACGCUGGACUUUGACCUGUUCAAAUCGAUCGCGCAGCAUCCCAGCUUCCCGGCACGCUCGACGCAGGAGCUUUUCAACUUUUCUAAGAAGUGUGUUGCGGCUAGGAAGAAGAGGCUUGGCACCGCGUUAGGGGAGGAACAGGUUGUUCUUGCUUUUGCGGGCCAGGGUGGCGGUGCGGUGCAGGUGCUGCGGAAGCCACCGAAAAAGCUUUCAAAGAUAGGGCCGCACGCUCUGGCCAACAAGUAGGCGCCCGUAUCCCUUCUCAAUCACGUCUCGGUGAGCUUCAAUCAGCAGAGUCGCUGUUGCGCAGAUUCUCCUCCUUAUUGCCCCAUAGCAUCUCCAAAAAAGGCUUAAUAGAUGCUGCGAAAGCGUACUGCCAUCAUCUGAAGAAAGGCAUUUUCUGCUGGUUGCAAGAGUAUGGCGUAUGCAAUGGUGUCAAAUGUUCUAUUCUAGAUCACAUCUGGUAUUGCGUGAACACGUAGUUGUUGCCAUCCUUUUUAUGAAGGGGGUGGCUGCUGGCUGUAUAAGGACAGGGCCUCGAGCUU